Molecule: messenger RNA, 1912 nt
Organism: Cololabis saira (Pacific saury)
Lineage: Eukaryota; Metazoa; Chordata; Actinopteri; Beloniformes; Belonidae
Gene: arhgap15
Product: Rho GTPase activating protein 15
Exons: 13
Coding region: 125-1579 (484 amino acids)
Biological process (GO): regulation of GTPase activity; signal transduction
Cellular component (GO): cytoplasm
Source: RefSeq, a predicted model, not a curated record
UGGGGAGGUUGCAGCAGCAGUACUGUGAGAGACGGCUGGUUUGAAGAAACCACGUGAUGAAUCUUACUUCCUCUAACUGUCAGGCCGUGACUGCGUAGAUUCGUCAGGGAUCUGACACACAGAGAUGGCGGGUAUGAGAAGUACAAACCUCCAGAGCGAGGUGAAGCAGCUGCCUCUGAUUCAGCUUCCCAGCUGCAGCGCAGGGAUGCAAGGAGCGGUGCAGAUGCGUGUGAAGAACCCUCAGACCUCGGCAGACCGCCUCAGUCAGUCCAAAUCCAUGGUGCUGCAGGAUUCGGACCUCCCGCCCAGGCCUCUCUCCCGACAUCGCAGGAAUCAGUCCCAGCACAUGUCAGGAGCAGCAGGAAUUGAGCCACUGGUGGAGCUAAAAGGAGAACAUCUCAAUGUGGCCAAAAUCUCAGAAGGCGGCAAGAAGCAGAGGAAGAACUGGUCUUCAGUGUGGACCGUGCUGACGACAGACCAACUGCUGCUCUACAAGGACAAACAAGAAACGGCUUUUAAACCAGGAGGGAAGACAGAUGUGGUCCAGCUGUGCGGGGCAGUCAUCGCAUGGACGUCGGAGAAAUCCAGCAGGAAAAAUGUGUUCCAGGUGACAACUAACACAGGAAAUGAGUACCUCAUCCAGGCGGACAAUUACUCCACUGCCAGCAAAUGGUAUGAUGCCAUCAGAAAGACUGUUGAUGCAUCAACCAGAGACAACAAAGGCUUUCCACUGCAGAGGUCCAACAGCUCAGAGCACCUCCCCCGACACAGCUCCUUACCUGGACAUGGCGCCGCCUCCCCAAACACCAAACGACAAAACCCAGCUCACAGACGCUCCAUCAAUAUGUUCAGCAGCUCCAAGCUAAAGCACAGCGCAUCAGACAGUGCUGACAAGAACGGAGUGAAGAAUAGGCUGAAGAAGUUCAUGGUCAGACGUCCGUCCAUGAAGACGCUCCAGGAGAAGGGCAUCAUCAAAGAUCGAGUGUUUGGAUGCCACCUACUGACUCUCUGCAAACGGGAGGGAACCACCAUUCCAAAGUUUGUUCAGAUGUGCCUGGAUGCUGUUGAGAAACGAGGUCUAGACGCUGAUGGAAUCUACAGGGUCAGUGGAAACCUGGCCACCAUUCAGAAACUUCGCUUCAUGGUUGAUGAGGAGGAGGAGCUGGACCUGGACCACAGCCAGUGGGAGGACAUCCACGUCCUCACCGGAGCCCUCAAGCUGUUCUUCCGUGAGCUGCCCGAGCCGCUGUUCCCCUUCACGUCCUUCCACCCACUAGUGGAGGCUGUCAAGAUAAAGGAGUCCAAAGUGAAACUUCAGACAGUGAAAAAGCUUAUCCAGCAGCUGCCCCCGCCCAACCGUGACACCAUGAAGCUGCUGUUCAGCCACCUGCACAGAGUCCUGGCCUUCUCCAAGAAGAACCUGAUGUCCACUCAGGGCAUGGGCAUCGUGUUCGGCCCCACCCUGAUGUGGCCGGAGCUGGACACGGGGAACAUGGCGUUCAACAUGGUGUACCAGAACCAGAUUGUGGAGUUUAUCCUCAUCGAGAGCCGGGAGAUCUUCAACAUCAGCGGGAAGUAAAACCCAGCGGCUUUCCCACAUUUUCUGGCCUGGUUUCCGCCUUAAUAAUGUCACCUUUUUUCAGGGAUUCACAAGACUUUCUCACCUGGGCUCCGCUUUAAAAACCUCCACCUUUUAGUCAGGAGUUUACAAAAGUUUGUGUCCAGGUCACCGCUUUAAAAGCCACCAUGUUUAUUCAGGAUGUUGAAGUCUUACUGACCAGGUCACUUAAAUGUCACCUUUCCUCACCAGUUUAGACUUUCUGACAAGAACGACUUGGAAGUCAACUCCUUUAUUCAGGUGUUUGACAUAAGCUGGGUUUUUCUGCGCUGACGUGUAUAAAUAAAAGUUUUA